Hibiscus syriacus is the source of this 2777-nucleotide messenger RNA. Its product is annotated as SWI/SNF complex subunit SWI3C-like. NCBI's taxonomy places the organism in Eukaryota, Viridiplantae, Streptophyta, Magnoliopsida, Malvales, Malvaceae. The coding region runs from base 204 to 2414 and encodes 736 amino acids. The transcript has 7 exons. Gene Ontology annotation, molecular function: zinc ion binding; protein binding. The record is from RefSeq and is a predicted model, not a curated record.
GCGCCGAAGUGCGAAAGGGGAGAAGCAAAGAAGAAAAGAAAGAGAAAAAUCCAUUAUUCAGUCUCUUUCUCCUCCUUCUCUACUAAAAAACACCACCCUUUACAACUUCCUUCAGCUUCUUCAGCUGCAAUUUUAACCCCUCUACUUGCUUCCUCAUUUCCCACUUUCUCUGUGUAAAUUAUUCUUUCAACAAAGUCAAACCAAUGCCCGCUUCUUCUUCAGAUGGUCGAGGCCGAUGGAAGCGGCGGAAGCGAGAGCAAAGAUCGAAGCAUAAGUUGGAAGAAAAGGAUGUGGUUCUAGAGGAAGACGAAGAGGAAGAGAACAACAACGAUGACCUUGAGAUCUCCGGGGACGAUGCCGGCGUACCGACUACGGAUCAAUCUUUGGCGCGUUCCGUCGAGAGUGAGGUCCUGGCCGACGGUGGAGUUCGCAUCUCGGAGUUCCCCUCCGUGGUGAAGAGAACGGUGAACCGUCCUCACGGUUCCGUGAUGGCGAUCGUGGCUUCUGAACGGGCUGGUUUGAUUGGGGAUAGCAAGGGGCAUCAGCAGGUUGAGCUGCCGGUUUUGGAGAAUGUUUCGUACGGCCAGUUACAAGCGGUUUCGACGGAAGCCGCCGAUCCGGAUAAGUAUGUGUUUACCCCUCCUCCUGUAAUGGAGGGACGUGGCGUCGUUAAGAGGUUUGGUAGUAGGAUUCAUGUCCUGCCAAUGCAUUCAGACUGGUUUUUGCCAUCAAGCGUGCAUCAAAUAGAAAGACAAGUUGUGCCACUUUUUUUCUCCGGGAAAUCACCAGAACAUACGCCAGAGAAGUAUAUUGAAUGUAGAAACCAAAUUGUUGGCAAAUACAUGGAUAAACCAGAGAAGAGACAUACACUUUCAGAUUGUCAGGGGUUGAUAAAUGGUAUCAGUAAUGAGGAUUUAACUCGAAUUUUUCGGUUUCUUGAUCACUGGGGAAUUAUCAAUUAUUGUGCAGCUGCUCCAAGUCAUGAGCGAUGGAAAGUUGGAUCCUACUUAAGUGAGGAUUCAAAUGGCGAGGUUCAUGUGCCAUCAGAUGCUUUAAAGUCUAUUGAUAGUUUGAUCAAAUUUGAUAAGCCCAAAUGUAGGCUUAAGGCAGUGGAUGUUUAUUCCCCAUUGUCAUGUCAUGAUAAUGAUGCCUCUGACUUGGACAACAGAAUACGAGAGCGUUUAUCUGAAAAUUAUUGCAGUUCUUGUUCACAGCCUACUCCCACUUCAUAUUAUCUGUCUCAGAAGGAGGUUGAUACGCUUCUUUGCUCUGAUUGCUUCCAUGAUGGGAGAUUUAUUUCUGGUCAUUCAAGUAUAGAUUUUGUUAGGGUAGAGUCAACAAAAGAUUACAGUGACCUAGAUGGAGAAAGUUGGAAUGAUCAGGAAACGCUAUUGCUGCUUGAGGCAAUGGAAAUUUACAAUGACAACUGGAAUGAAAUAGCUGAGCAUGUUCGUACUAAGUCAAAAGCACAAUGCAUACUUCAUUUUUUACGCCUACCCAUGGAUGAGGGCCAAUUGGAAGAUAUGGAAGUCCCUAGCACGCCCAAAUCAGUGAUUGUUUCAAAUGGAGAUGGCAGUGGAAGAUUGCUCUCAAAUAUGAACGGGAGACUACCAGGACCCAGCCUUCAAGACACAGAUUCUGAAAGCAGGCUUCCUUUUACUAAUUCUGGGAAUCCAGUAAUGGCUAUGGUUGCUUUUCUGGCCUCUGCUGUUGGGCCAAGAGUUGCUGCAGCUUGUGCCCAUGCGUCCUUGGCAACUUUGUCUGAAGGUGAAAACUCAGCAAAGCAUCGAUCAUUUGAUCAAAACGAGGCGGAGGUUCAUCCACUACCAGAAGAAAAGGUUAAAUCUGCUGCCAAAGCUGGUCUUGCAGCUGCAUCAAUGAAGGCAAAACUAUUUGCAGAUCAUGAGGAACGUGAAAUUCAAAGAUUGUCAGCUAAUAUCAUAAACCAUCAGUUGAAGAGAUUGGAGCUGAAGCUGAAGCAGUUUACUGAAAUAGAAACCAUACUCGUGAAAGAAUGUGAACAAGUGGAGAAAACAAGGCAAAGGUUUACUGCUGAGAGGGCCCGAAUUGUAGCGACACGGUUUGGAUCUGCCGGAGUCGCUUCACAAAUGAGUCAAAGCGGUGUUGCUUCUCCUAUGGCUAACAAUAACAUCAGCAACAACAGGCAACAGGUAAUAUCAACCUCUCCUUCACAGCCAAGCAUUUCCGGAUAUUGCAACAACCAAUCCGUACAUCCCCAUCCGUCUUUCAUGCAACGUCAACAGAUGUUUUCAGUGGGCCCAAGGUUGCCGCUUACAGCCAUGCAGGCAUCCACUUCGGCUUCUCCGAAUGCUAUGUUUAACCCCCCGGGGAGUAUGCAACCCACUAUUAACCAUCCUCUAAUGAGGUCAGUCUCUCGGACUAGCUCAGGUUAAGGUUGAAAUGGAAAGAUUCGAGUUUGUAAAUUUGGGUUUUAGGGUUGAAUUUCAUUGGCAUUGUUGCUAUGUUUGUGCAUUUAGAACAUAACAGGUAGCCUGGAUUAACAGAAGAAGCCUGCCUAUUGCUGAUUCUAUGCAUAGAAGUUACCUGAACCGAUGUUUAGAGGUUGUAACAUCAUGUAAGUUAAGGUAGCGUUUGGAUUUAAUCAUCAACUAGUCUUAUAUUUUUUUUUCCAACAAUCUGGGCAAAUACCAAAGAAAUACAAAGAUUUGGUGCACAAAACCCUUUACAAUACUCUAUUACCCAUAAUUAUUGUACGCAUGAUGUUAUGCCUAGAAUCAUAUACAAUGAUGGAUGUA